Molecule: messenger RNA, 141 nt
Organism: Anisakis simplex (herring worm)
Lineage: Eukaryota; Metazoa; Nematoda; Chromadorea; Rhabditida; Anisakidae
Source: the annotation of a GenBank genome assembly
AUGUACUCGAGCCUGUUCAUGCCUCUUGCUGUUAAACCCACUUGGACUGAUUAAAGAAUGCCGAUCACAGCUGUUCAUGCUCGUCAAAUCUACGAUUCACGUGGAAAUCCAACAGUGGAGGUGGAUUUAACCACUGAGAAA